GGUCCUCUUUUCUUGUUUUGUUUUUCAUCAUCUUCUUUGUAUAUCUUUUUUGUGGUGUUCUGUUCAACACCAGGGUUUUCUUCCCAUACAACAAAUUCUUUUUCUAAUCCACCCCUUCACUCCACUUAAUAUUUAAUCAUAUAAUAAUAUCUACUGUAUAUCUAUAUCUGUUAAAAUCGGUGUGAAUGGAUCGAUUCUAUAUGAUUUCUUCAAUCACUCAGCUCCGUAAAGGAUUUGGAUAACACAAUCUCUAGAGUUGGUUAAUACAAUCUGCAACUUGCAGAUUCCCUUGUAGAGUUUGAUUAUAUUCCCGUAGGUUUUCACUAUUCCCGUAGGUUUUCACUAGUUUUCUGUCUUUGAAUAAGAAUGAGUCUGUCAAAUAAAGGAUCUUCUUCCGUUGAACCAAAGCUUAAUGCAGCAGGCAAGGCAAUACGUUUAAAUCCAGAUGCAGCAGAAUUUGUUCCAUUUGCUUUAAGGUCACCUUCUAAAACUGUUAGUGCUCCUGAUGCAUCUUCAAGCUUUGGUAAUUUUGGUGUUGUGUCACCAGGGAAAGCAGUUAUAGAUAGAUCAGAGUCAUUUGUGUCAAAUAAUUCAGAUGAUGAGGCACACCAAUAUUGGCGUCACCAGCUUCCUGAUGAUAUCACUCCCGACUUUAAUGUUCCGGGAGACGAAGAUACUUUAGGAAUCAACACAAUUCCUUUUUCGAGUUUGUCUUUGGCAGAUGUUAAUAAAACAUCAAGGCCCACUGCCCCUGCAGGAAGUGGUUUUAUGUUUAAGGAUCAGCGGGAAUCAUCUCCUCAUCUAACAAAUGGCAGUAGCUUUUCUAAGAAGAUAGGAUAUCCCAUUUCAUCAUUUGGUGAAAAUCUUUCAUCCGCUAAUUUUCAACAGCUCCCUGCUAAACCAUGGGAUAUGCAUGGUGAUCAGCUCGUCACCGGUAUUAGAGAUGGGCCUUCCUACAAUGGCGAUUCUGGGCAUGGUUACUUAGAUGCCAUACUUAAUGAGCAACAGAUGGAGAGUACAGAAGUAAACCCUCUUGAAUUUCUGGCUUCCCAGUUUGCUGGUUUUGCAGCAGAAAGUCUUGCGGAUGUUUAUUUUGCAAAUGGAGGAGACCUGAAUUUGACAAUUGAGAUGCUUACGCAGCUUGAGCUUCAAGUUGAUGGUGGUGGUUUUAAUCAGAGUCAGAAUCAGAACCUAAACUCCAAAGUUGUUUCUGCGCCAAAUCUCAGUGCUUUGGAUUUUCCUGCAUUAUCUCCUGUAGAUCGGCAAAAUGGUGAUAAUCACCAACAGCAGCUCAAUCCUUAUCGUCCAUUGGAGAAAGAAAACUUGCUGAUGUUCAAAACAUCCUCCACCGCUCCAUCUGGCGGUGCUACAGAUUUUGCAUCUGCUGUUAGAAAAAUGGCUUCACUGGACUCGAGCAUAUGGAAAUAUAAUAGAAACCCUUCUCAAGACACUACCAUUGGAUCAAGUAGAAGUUCUCAUGUCUUGGCCAGCUCCUAUAAUGGUGCACACGCAAGGGUGAACUAUGGUGAUAGAUUGGCUGGUAGGAAUUCAAGUCGUUCAGCUCCCGUCUGGCUUGAAACUGGAGAUGCUGUCGCAAAUAUGUAUUCAGAGAUGCGUGGUGAGGCUCGUGAUCAUGCACGUCUACGCAAUGCAUAUUUUGAACAGGCACGGCAGGCUUACCUUGUUGGAUACAAGGCUUUAGCUAAGGAACUAAGCGUUAAGGGGCAACUGCACAACAUGCAAAUGAAGGCUGCUCAUGGAAAAGCUCAAGAAUCUAUAUAUCGCCAGAGGAAUCCGGUGAGCCCAAGCAUGCAGAGUAAUGGAAGAGGCGGACAUGAAAGGUUAAUAGACCUCCAUGGGCUACAUGUGAGUGAGGCCAUUCAUGUCCUAAAACAAGAUCUUGCUAUGCUGAGGAAUGUUGCCAGGUCAGCAGAUCAGCAUCUACAGGUGUACAUAUGUGUUGGAACGGGACAUCAUACUAGAGGUACCCGUACUCCAGCUAGACUUCCUGUUGCUGUCCAGAGAUACUUGCUGGAAGAGGAGGGCCUCGACUACUCUGAACCCCAGCCUGGGCUCCUCCGAGUUGUGUUACAUUGAAGAAAAUCAUAUCAAAACACCCAGGUAUAGGAGUUCUUUUUGACACAAUAAAAAUGAAAAAAAGGAAAAGCUUUAACCCCAAGAAAAUCGAAAAAGAAAGUGUAAGAUCGAUGUUCAUGUGCUUGUAUAUGGGAAGAGAGAUUAGUCUGUAGACCAGAAAAUAAACCAAAAAAAGAGGGGAAAACAGAAAAGCCAAAGAAUCAAAGAUGUAUCUGUGUAUCAUUAAGGUGUAGCCAUCCAACAGCAGAAUUACCUUUUGGUAGGGAGGAUUCGGUCUUAAUUUUUUGUUAACUGUAUCGUAAUUUUUUUGUUACACAUUUUUCAGGUGUAAUGUAUGUUGGAUAGAGUUGUUUUAUAUGAUAGCAUUUGCAAAAUUUAAAAAUUUUACAUUCA
Messenger RNA from Erigeron canadensis, 2490 nucleotides. RefSeq names its product polyadenylate-binding protein-interacting protein 7-like. The record is from RefSeq and is a predicted model, not a curated record. NCBI's taxonomy places the organism in Eukaryota, Viridiplantae, Streptophyta, Magnoliopsida, Asterales, Asteraceae. The coding region runs from base 367 to 2097 and encodes 576 amino acids. The transcript is spliced from 6 exons.